This is a messenger RNA of Lepisosteus oculatus (spotted gar), 2354 nucleotides long. It is a transcript of the gene lpar3, whose product is annotated as lysophosphatidic acid receptor 3. NCBI's taxonomy places the organism in Eukaryota, Metazoa, Chordata, Actinopteri, Semionotiformes, Lepisosteidae. Gene Ontology annotation, biological process: regulation of metabolic process; adenylate cyclase-activating G protein-coupled receptor signaling pathway. Gene Ontology annotation, molecular function: lysophosphatidic acid receptor activity. Gene Ontology annotation, cellular component: cytoplasm; plasma membrane. The record is from RefSeq and is a predicted model, not a curated record.
GGAAAACGUCUCUAGAAAGUACCCAAACAUGUACUAUAUAUACUGUAUUUACCACGCAGAGCUAGAAUGUCAAGAUAAACCACACAACUGAAGCUCCGCAUGAUGCAUCCCAGUGCAAACUACUGCUACUAUGGCAAGCCCAUGGGCUUCUUUUAUAACAACAGCAACCACACCAUAAAGGACUGGGAUUCCAACCAGCUCAUUGUUGUCCAGUGCUUUGGCUCCUUUUUCUGCCUCUUCAUUUUUGUGUCCAAUGCGAUGGUCAUUGCAGCAGUGAUCACCAACAAGAGAUUCCAUUAUCCUUUCUAUUAUUUGCUAGCCAACUUGGCAGCAUCAGAUUUCUUAGCUGGAAUAGCUUAUGUGUAUCUUAUGUUCAACACAGGAGCAGUAUCCAAGGAGCUCACUGUACAGCUCUAUUUCUUCCGCCAGGGUCUACUCGACACCAGUCUUUCAGCUUCUUUGGCCAACUUGCUAGCAAUUGCCUUGGAGCGAUACAUCUCUGUAAUGAAACUAAAAGUACUCAGAAACCUCACAAAACGGCGUGUGACAUUCUUAAUAGUGCUGGUGUGGGCAGUUUCCAUUACCAUGGGUGCUGUGCCAAGUCUGGGCUGGAACUGCAUAUGCAGCCUUGAGGACUGCUCCACUCUGGCACCUAUCUUCAGCAGAAGCUAUCUGACCACAUGGUCAGUGUCCAACCUUUUCGUCUUCCUAAUCAUGGUGGUAAUUUAUACGCGAAUAUACUUAUAUGUCAAGAGGAAAACAUCCAUCUUGUCCUCCCACACCAGGGGAUCUAUAAAUCGAAAGAGAACACCCAUGAAGCUCAUAAAGACUGUGAUGACAGUGCUAGGUGUGUUUGUGAUUUGCUGGACACCUGGACUUGUGGUUCUGCUACUGGAUGGUCUGAACUGCAAGCAGUGCAAACUUUUGGGCUUCAAACGCUGGUUCUUGCUGCUAGCUGUACUCAACUCUGUCCUGAAUCCCAUCAUUUAUUCCUACAAGGAUGAGGAAAUGUGGAUGACCUUCAAGAACAUGAUCCGUUGUGUUUGCACAGGCACCAGGAGACAGAGGUCCUCUAGAGCCAACUCCAAAGCUCUGAACUCUAGUCUGGACAUCAGCAUCCGUGCCACAGAGGAUGGUAAGAUCAAUACUGAGGAAUGUAAGAUCACUGCUGAGGAAGGUAACAUUGCCACCCAAGAAGAACUCAAGGAAUGAUCUGUCUCCUGAAGGACAGGAGAACGUUGUGAACUGUACUUUGUGCAUGGACAGAAUGCCAUCUGAAUUAAACCAGUUUCAUAGGUAUAAGGAAAUGGAUCCUCAAAUUUGUCCAGGUGCUUGCCUAGUAUGCUCAAUGAGAGUCUGUAUAUACCUGACUUUCCCUGCAUUUUGGAUUUGGGUUUACACACAUUGUUCAUUAGUAACUGCUGUUACAAAAUGUACCAUAUAAAUACCUGAUUUUCUUUUCUAGACAUGUUGCCUCCUGCAGACUCCUGUGCACUGUGAUACUCCUGUGUAGUGUGUUAUUACAGUGACGUCACUGAUUUAAAGAUUUAAGUUUAUCUUGAAUCACUAACUAUAAAGAGGAAUUUGAGAGCAAAUACUUCCUUGAUUAUAAAGAACUUAAUAGAAAUUUGUGUACAGUAUGUCAUAUGCAGAUUUUUAAAAGUUUCAUAACAAAAUUGUUAAUUGUAAAACACAGUAUACUGUACAGUACAUUCAUAAAUAUGAUUAUGAUAUGAUAUGACAUUAUGCAUAUAAAUGGAUGCUUCUUAACAGCUAUUCUUUUCCUUUAUUACACUUUAGGUUGUUUCUAAUGUUUGCUGUGUUUUACCACUAAUUUUAUUGCUGUCUGUUUUCAUGGAAAGAAAAACAAGUUUCAUUAGUUGCAUUUCAGUUAUCACCCACAGACGCAUUCAAACGAUCAGGCUAUUUUUAAUUUAUUUUAUUCACUUCAGAUUAACUCCAGCAUAGCAAUUUUGGAUUCAGUGAAAAAAAAAUUAAAGGUAUGUUUUUUUAUAAAGCAUAGUGAAAAUUGGUACUGUAAAAGUGUUUGAAGGUCAAGACUGGACUACUGGGAACCUGAAAGUAAUCUACAGUGGAUGUAAGAAAUCUAUAAGGCUUGUAUAAAUCUAAGACCUGCAAUACAUUUUGUAUCCAAGCUUCACUCUUACACUUAAAAAUGAUUUAACACUUCAGCAGAAAGUGGGCAUACGAAGUAAUUAUCAUGAGUAAUAAGUAAUGAAAAUGUAGUGUUAAUAGAAUUUUACCUUUCAGUGGAAUAACCUAAGCCAGUGGUUCUCAAACUGUGGUACGCGUACCUGCAGUGGUACGUGGCGUGCCGCCAGGUGGUACGCCAA